AUUCUAUGUAUGAAUGAUCGCCAGAAAGUGGGAAAGCUAACCGGGUUUAAAUUACGGGCUACCCGUACCACCACUUUUUUCUAUCUUUAUUAUGCUUUAUGAUGAGGCCAGGCCUUACUUAUGAGGGUUGCGAUCGUAUUAUUUUUCCUCUUUCUUCUGGCGUCUAAGCCUCUCAUUAGCAUAGGAUCAGAUCAUCGAAUGUCGGUAUUUAUCAUAUUACGCCCCGGUGCGACAAGCCACCUGGUUGGAAAAGGCCAAAAAGGUGAAAAUUACACUGGUAAUUCAGGCAAGGUAAGCGGCUCAUUCCGCUGUAACGUAACCAGGGUGGGCUGUCGCGCUAAGGUAGUUGCAUCGGCUUUGGUGCCAAACUCGGGAAGGGCCGAGCGAUGCUGCAGCGGAGCCGACGUCUGCCACGUGAAGUUGCAAGGGUCCAGACUCCAGCAGGGACGCUAAGACCUCCCUAGCCCCGAAGAGGUUUGGAUCGUCUGACGCCCGCUCCAGCAGUUCUCGUUAAAGACGACAAAGGGGACGGCUUGUCGUGUCAGGGGGUCACUUGUUCCUAGCUUCAAGUCAA
Aspergillus alliaceus is the source of this 574-nucleotide messenger RNA. RefSeq lists its product as uncharacterized. The record is from RefSeq and is a predicted model, not a curated record. The transcript has a single exon. Lineage: Eukaryota; Fungi; Ascomycota; Eurotiomycetes; Eurotiales; Aspergillaceae. Bases 121 to 453 code for a protein of 110 amino acids.